AUGGAUGCUAGCGGAGUUGCACAUGUAGGUUCUGCAGUGAGGCAUUUGAAAGAAACAAUGUUUUAAGAGAGAGAUUUGUAAGAGGAGACUUAUUCUGUGGUCUCGGCCAUGUGCUUAGUCUGUGCUGUUUAAGCUUCCGUAAAAUGGCUUUCCCUCUACACUGUUGUAGGAACAGCGUUUUGAAUGUCAAACUAUGCUUACUGUAUUUAUGUGAGCCCUCUGUUUCAACUGAAUUACUUGCAUGAACUGAUGGCUGAUCAAGUGCUUGUGAUUGGUGGUGGUGGCAGAGAACAUGCCCUGGCCUGGAAAUUAGCGCAGUCACCACAUAUAAAACGAGUGCUAGUCGCUCCAGGAAAUGCAGGAACAGCCAGUAAUGGAAAAAUUUCAAAUUCAGCCAUCUCAAUCAGUAAUCAUGCCGCUCUUGCCCAGUUCUGCAAAGACAAUGAGAUCAAACUUGUGGUGGUUGGCCCAGAAGUUCCUCUUGCUGCUGGCAUUGUUGAUGACUUGACAGGAGCUGGGGUAAGAUGUUUUGGUCCUACAGCAAGGGCAGCUCAGCUAGAGUCCAGUAAGAGUUUUUGUAAAGCCUUUCUGGACCGACAUGGGAUCCCCACUGCAAGAUGGAAAGCAUUCACCAAUCCUAAAGAAGCUUGUAGCUUUAUUACCAGCGCGGACUUUCCUGCCCUGGUUGUAAAAGCUAGUGGUCUGGCUGCUGGCAAAGGAGUAAUUGUGGCUACUAACAAAGAGGGAGCCUGCAAAGCUGUGCAUGAAAUCAUGCAGGAUAAGACUUUUGGAGCAGCUGGGGAAACUGUUGUUGUUGAAGAACUUCUUGUAGGAGAAGAGGUUUCUUGCUUGUGCUUCACUGAUGGUGUCACUGUUGCCCCCAUGCCACCAGCGCAGGAUCACAAACGGUUAAUGGAUGGAGACCAGGGCCCAAACACUGGAGGGAUGGGAGCUUACUGCCCAGCACCACAGAUUUCCAAAGAUUUGCUGCUGAAAAUCAGAGAUACUAUUCUUCAGAAAACAGUUGAUGGGAUGAAAGAAGAGGGUAUCCCUUAUAUUGGUGUGCUAUAUGCUGGAUUAAUGCUUACCAGUGAUGGGCCUAAGAUUCUCGAGUUUAAUUGCAGGUUUGGUGACCCAGAAUGUCAGGUAAUUCUUCCAUUAUUGAAGAGUGAUUUGUAUGAAGUUAUACAAGCAACGAUCAAUAGAAAGCUGUCUAGUUCUAUGCCUGUUUGGUCUGAAGACAGUACAGCCAUGACUGUGGUCAUGGCUAGUGAAGGUUAUCCAGGAAACUAUGCCAAGGGCUUGGAAAUAACAGGAUUUUCUAAGGCUAAAGAACUAGGGCUGGAGGUGUUCCAUGCAGGCACGGCAGUAAAGGAUGGCAAAGUAGUGACUAAUGGUGGAAGAGUCCUUUCGGUAACUGCUGUCAAGAAGGAUCUGAUAGCAGCAUUGGAAGAAGCCAACAAAGGAGUAGCAGCCAUGCACUUCAAGGGUGCCAUUUACAGACAGGACAUUGGUUAUCGGGCUAUAGCUUUCCUCAGCAAUUCCAGAGGCCUGACUUACAAAAACAGUGGGGUGGACAUCGCAGCUGGCAAUACCUUGGUUCAGAAAAUUAAACCCUUAGCAGCAGCCACCUCAAGGCCAGGCUGCAAUGCAGAGCUUGGAGGAUUUGCUGGUCUCUUUGACUUGAAAGCAGCUGGUUACAAAGAUCCUAUCUUGGUGUCUGGAACUGAUGGUGUUGGAACAAAACUCAAGAUUGCACAGAUGUGUAAGAAACAUGACACCAUUGGCCAAGACUUGGUUGCCAUGUGUGUCAAUGACAUCCUGGCUCAGGGAGCAGAGCCCCUUUUCUUCCUCGACUAUUUUGCCUGUGGGAAACUUGACACUGAAGUGGCUCAAGCAGUCAUAGCGGGCAUAGCUGAAGCUUGUAAAAAGGCAGGAUGUGCUCUCUUGGGAGGAGAGACUGCUGAAAUGCCUGGCAUGUAUCUGCCUGGGGAGUACGACCUCGCUGGCUUUGCAGUUGGUGCCAUGGAACGAGGACAGAUGCUCCCCCAACUGGAGAGAGUUGCUGAUGGGGAUGUUGUCAUUGGAAUAGCUUCCUCGGGGGUUCACAGCAAUGGGUUUAGCCUUGUAAGGAAGAUUGUAGAAAAGUCGUCUUUAGAUUUCACUUCUCCAUCAGUUGUUGGUGGCUCUGGGGACCAGACGUUAGGGGAACUAUUGUUAACCCCGACUAAAAUCUACAGUAAAACUCUGCUGCCUGUCCUUCGUUCAGGGCGUGUUAAGGCCUACGCCCACAUCACUGGAGGAGGUCUGUUGGAAAAUAUCCCCCGAGUUCUCCCAGAAUCAUUUGGUGUAGUUUUAGAUGCUCACAGUUGGCGGAUACCUGAAAUCUUCUGUUGGCUUCAAAAAGAGGGAAACCUCUCAGAAGAGGAGAUGGCCCGAACAUUUAAUUGCGGGAUCGGCGCCGUCUUGGUGGUAGAGAAGGCACUGGCUCAGCAGAUUCUGAAAGACGUACAGAGACAUGAGGAAGCCUGGCUGAUUGGGAAAGUUGUCCCCCGACAGACAGAAUCUGCCCAUGUUGAAGUCUAUAAUCUGCUUCAAGCCUUACAAGCAAAUAGGUUACAGUUUUUGCACAACCAUAUUCAAGGCAAAACCCAAACAAGCAAAGUGAAGGUGGCUGUUCUUAUCUCUGGAACAGGCACAAACCUUGAAGCCCUAAUAACCAGCACAAAAAAGCCAACCAGCUGUGCACAGAUAGUCCUCGUCAUUUCUAACAAGUCAGGUGUGGAAGGGUUAAGAAGAGCUGAAAGAGCUGAUAUUCCUACAAAAGUAAUUGACCAUAAAUUGUAUGGAAGUCGCACAGAAUUUGAUAAUGCGGUUGAUAAAGUCCUUGAAGAAUUCUCAGUUGAACUGAUCUGUCUUGCAGGAUUUAUGCGGAUUUUGUCUGGUCCCUUUGUCAAAAAGUGGGAUGGAAAAAUACUGAAUAUUCAUCCAUCUUUACUACCAUCUUUUAAAGGAGCAAAUGCCCAUAAAUUGGUAUUACAAUCUGGAGUCCGAAUCAGUGGCUGUACUGUGCACUUUGUAGCUGAGGAAGUUGAUGCUGGAGCUAUAAUUUUUCAAGAGGCAGUUCCUGUGAAGAUUGGAGACACAGAGGAGACCUUGUCGGAAAGAGUAAAAGAAGCGGAGCACAGAGCCUUCCCUGCUGCCUUGGAACUGGUGGCCAGCAAGGCCGUGUGCCUUGGAGAAAAUGGCAAGAUCUUUUGGAAUUUAGAACAGCGGAAUUGAGAGAACUGUUGGCUGUAGUGAUGGAACAACAACAACAAUCCAGAGGGCAGAACUUCGCAAUCACACAGUUACUUUUAUUCUGUUCAUAGUGUGUUUUAGUGUAACAUUUCCCAUGGCAUUCCAGCAGGAUCUCCAAAUUCCCUCAAGUGCCAAUGCUCCAAAGUAAAGGCAGAGAGAGCCAAAAAUGGGAAGGGACAGGGAUUUUAAAUUUUUUUUUAGAAUACCAUGGUGGUAACUGAUCAGCAUUGCUCUGGCCACACCAGAAGGAAGGAAGUGGCCCUCAUAACAAAAUCUUUCUUUAAAGAAAAUGUUGAAGUGGAUUUUGCUCCUGCAAAUUGUGUUUUUCGUGGAGUAUUGUACCUGGUCUGGACUCACAGUAUCAAGUAACUCCAGAGGUGGAACCUGUGAUCCAGCAGAUGCUGUACAGAAUAAAACUUCUGUUGAAUACUUACCUGUGGGUAAGUGGGUCUCGCUUUAGGGACGUCAUUUCAUACCUGUAGUCUACUAGAGGUUAAGCAAGUUUAGACUCAGAGGAUUCCGCCCCGCCCCGCCCCAGUGUAGAAUUGUGAAGGAGAUGCUUUCCAAUGCUCAUAAUCCUGUGUGAAAUUCUUUACCAAUGCUGUCAUAGCUAGAUUCAGGAAUUCUAGAAGCAUCUGUUUAAGCUAGAAUAAUAUUGAUUUUUUUUUUUUAAUUCUCUCUACCUACCCCUCUUCCCCUCCAAAAUCGUUUGUCAUUCUCAGAAGCAUAUUUGAAUGUUUUUAUUAUGGCUGAACUCUUAUCUCUGUACAAGCCCCUCAUUUUCUUUUAAUGGUUUUAGCAGCUGCAAACAUCAGUCACUAUACAGUUUGCUCAGAUCUGUUUUCUCCCACAAGCUAGAGGCACCUUCCUUCACUUGCUUCUACAUAGUUUUAAAACAAAACAAAAACCAGAAACCUCCUGUCACUAAUACACUAAGUGACACUAAAUGUUUGUUGCCAGCCUGUGUAUUGACAUUCUUUCUGCAUUAGAACAAUUUCAACUGCUCAGUUAUUUCAAAUCCAAUUCUAAUAAAGUUGAGAAAAAGCAA
Messenger RNA from Chelonoidis abingdonii (Abingdon island giant tortoise), 4348 nucleotides. RefSeq names its product trifunctional purine biosynthetic protein adenosine-3. Gene Ontology annotation, molecular function: ATP binding; metal ion binding; phosphoribosylformylglycinamidine cyclo-ligase activity. NCBI's taxonomy places the organism in Eukaryota, Metazoa, Chordata, Testudines, Testudinidae. Gene Ontology annotation, cellular component: cytosol. The record is from RefSeq and is a predicted model, not a curated record. Gene Ontology annotation, biological process: 'de novo' IMP biosynthetic process; adenine biosynthetic process.